This is a messenger RNA of Diatraea saccharalis (sugarcane borer), 561 nucleotides long. Lineage: Eukaryota; Metazoa; Arthropoda; Insecta; Lepidoptera; Crambidae. The record is from the annotation of a GenBank genome assembly.
AUGAUAACAGACCAGAAUAGUAAAAUAAAAGCGCUACUAAAGAAGAUUCAAAUAAACGCACAAUCGAUGCUCAAGAAAAUAAAUAACGUAGACCGGAGCACGAGUACUAAAGAAGCUAAAGAUUUUGGAUUAGUCUCUCGGUAUGUUGAUGUUUCUAAAAGUCAAUAUGAUGAGCAUCAGUUGGAGCUUCCAAUAUUAAAGAAGACUCUUGACACUUCUGUAAGCGAUUACGUGGCUGAAUCUAGAAAUUUCAAUGGUCACUUUGGCACUUCAAGUUACGGUGCCAGUGCAAAUGGUAACUAUGGGGGUCACGCUCAGACGUAUCAUCACCAUUCGAUCGGCUUCGAUCCAAUCAACAUAGUAGUUUCCAUGUCCUUGCUGUCAUUUCUCCUUCAAGCUCUUCAAGGUUUACUCAGUAGAACACGGCUUCCAACACCAGUGGUAGAAGCAAGAUUCCUGAAUCCAGUACAAGAGUGGUUAAAAAAAUUUGAAACAAAUACUGACGUGUCUUUGAAACCCAGUGAUAUGAAACGGAAGUAUCCAAAAAAAUAUUACCAUUAA